AUGGGCGGGGGACCUGGAGGAUCGGGGACUGGUGUCGCCACUGGUUCAUUAUUCUGGGCGAUAAUUAUGUCCGCCUUCGCAGCUUUUGGUGGUAUUCUCUUCGGAUAUGAUACUGGUACCAUUGGAGGUGUUAUUGCCAUGGACGACUGGUUGACAACAUUCGGUGUAUAUGACCCCAGUUCCGCGAACACGACUGGCUUCGAUUAUUACCUUCCUACAGCACAUAAAAGUCUGGUUGUCUCAAUCCUUUCUGCGGGAACUUUCUUUGGAGCUUUACUUGCGUAUCCUAUGGCGGACAUUGUUGGGCGAAAGAGGGGUAUAAUCGCUUCUUGUGGCGUUUUCUGCCUUGGAGUGGGCUUACAGCUGGAUACGCACUGGGCCGUUUUCGUGAUUGGACGUGUCAUUGCUGGCUUCGGUGUGGGACUUGUUUCAUGUUUGAUUCCUAUGUACCAGUCCGAGUGCGCACCGAAAAGCUUGCGUGGAAUGAUUGUUGGACUUUAUCAACUUGCGAUUACUAUCGGAGCAUUGCUUGCUGCGAUCGUUCUAAAUGCCACGAAAAAUGAAAUGAGCCAUAGUGCUUGGAGGACUCCCAUCGCAGUACAAUUCGCAUGGGCCGGUAUUCUUAGUGGUGGCAUUUUCCUUCUUCCUGAAAGUCCGCGGUUCCUCAUGCACAAAGGUCGCGAGGAUGAAGCUAGAAGAGCAUUGGCUCGUUUCAUGACCAUGCCCCCCGAAUCUCCUGAAGUUGAACUCGAACUUGAUGAGAUUGCGACCGCUCUUGCAGCUGAUCGCGCAGUCGCGCAAGGGUCGUAUAUUGAUUGUUUCAGGAACAAUGACUCGAAAAACGGUCUCCGAACAUGGACUGGUAUCUGCCUACAAGGGUGGCAACAACUGACUGGAAUCAACUUCAUCUUCUACUAUGGCACUACAUUCUUCCAACAAGCCGGAAUCAGCAACCCCUUCAUCAUCACUAUCAUUGCCGAUGUUGUAAACACCGUAAUGACCAUCGUCGGUGUUCAACUGAUCGACAGAGUGGGUCGUCGGCGCCUGCUGAUCAUUGGUGCUAUUGGCAUGUGUUUUUCUGAAUACAUCGUCGCGAUCGUCGGAGUAACAGUAGGGCAGACAAAAUCAAGUGUUAUCAACGGAGUAGCCAGUACAACGGCAGUAAACUUAACUGCGCAGCGGGUCUUAAUUGCUUUCGUUUGCAUUUACAUCGCAUUUUAUGCUAUCUCAUGGGGUCCAGUUGUCUGGCCUCUCAAUAUCCGUGCAAAGGCCAUGUCACUCAGUGUAGCUAGCAACUGGCUUUGGAACUUCGGUAUCGGAUACGCAACACCUUAUCUAGUCGACCCUACUACCACCGGUAUCCUCGGCGUUAAAACCGCCCACCUGGGUGUUAAGGUGUUCUUCAUCUGGGGUUCGACUUGUCUCGGGUGCUUCCUCUUCACCUAUUUCUUCAUACCCGAAGUGAAAGGACUUUCUCUCGAACAGAUUGAUCUUUUGUACCGCGAGUCUUCCAUUCUCAACUCCGAUAGGUACCGCAGACAGAUGCUGGAAGAGGGCGAGACGUACGUCCAGAAGAAGAAGGAUUACGUUGAGGAGAAAGAACGGGUCUGA
Molecule: messenger RNA, 1611 nt
Organism: Suillus subaureus
Lineage: Eukaryota; Fungi; Basidiomycota; Agaricomycetes; Boletales; Suillaceae
Product: monosaccharide importer
Exons: 22
Coding region: 1-1611 (536 amino acids)
Biological process (GO): transmembrane transport; carbohydrate transport
Cellular component (GO): membrane
Molecular function (GO): carbohydrate:proton symporter activity
Source: RefSeq, a predicted model, not a curated record